Messenger RNA from Xenopus tropicalis (tropical clawed frog), 774 nucleotides. Its product is annotated as histone H2B 1.1. Gene Ontology annotation, molecular function: protein heterodimerization activity; DNA binding; structural constituent of chromatin. The record is from RefSeq and is a predicted model, not a curated record. Lineage: Eukaryota; Metazoa; Chordata; Amphibia; Anura; Pipidae. The transcript has a single exon. The coding region runs from base 189 to 569 and encodes 126 amino acids. Gene Ontology annotation, cellular component: nucleus; chromosome; nucleosome.
UAUCAAACGCCAACCAUUUGCUGCUAGAGUCUGAAGGAGGACGGAUUUCAUACCAUGUGACAAAGCUGGCCAGUUAGAAUCAAUUUUAUCAAGCAGCCUCAUUUGCAUGGGAGGGCUAUAAAAGCAGCAGCCCGGGAGGCGGAGGAAACAGUUUUCUCGUUUAUUGGAAAGCGUAAGGAUAGUUGAUCAUGCCUGAUCCAGUCAAGUCCGCUCCAGCCGCGAAGAAAGGCUCUAAGAAAGCAGUGACCAAGACCCAGAAGAAAGAUGGGAAGAAGCGCAGGAAGACAAGGAAGGAGAGUUACGCCAUUUACGUGUACAAGGUGCUGAAGCAGGUGCACCCCGAUACCGGCAUCUCCUCCAAGGCCAUGAGCAUCAUGAACUCCUUUGUCAACGAUGUGUUUGAGCGCAUCGCAGGGGAAGCCUCCCGCCUGGCUCAUUACAACAAGCGCUCCACCAUCACCUCCCGGGAGAUCCAGACCGCGGUCCGCCUGCUGCUGCCUGGGGAGCUGGCCAAGCACGCCGUGUCCGAGGGCACCAAGGCUGUCACCAAGUACACCAGCGCCAAGUAACUGCUGCCCCAUCUCCUGCCCUACUCCCAGCAACACAAAGGCUCUUCUAAGAGCCACCCACCCCCUCCCUAUAAGAUCUGUAACUGGUUAUUGUGUGUAGAAUGAAAGCUGGUUAGAAAACGUGGUGUUGGAAGAAUAAAACUCUUGCAUCCCGGCAUGUAGGUAGAAGAGUUAGUGACGGGGCAUUGAUACAGUGAGGGAAGAG